Helianthus annuus (common sunflower) is the source of this 2471-nucleotide messenger RNA. RefSeq names its product BEL1-like homeodomain protein 9. The coding region runs from base 205 to 2223 and encodes 672 amino acids. Gene Ontology annotation, molecular function: RNA polymerase II cis-regulatory region sequence-specific DNA binding; DNA-binding transcription factor activity, RNA polymerase II-specific. The record is from RefSeq and is a predicted model, not a curated record. NCBI's taxonomy places the organism in Eukaryota, Viridiplantae, Streptophyta, Magnoliopsida, Asterales, Asteraceae. Gene Ontology annotation, biological process: regulation of transcription by RNA polymerase II. The transcript has 5 exons.
GCAGUCCUUAAUUAUCACCUUUGCAAUCAUUGUCCUCCUAACGCUCUCCUCUUUUCUGUUUUCUCCACUGUUGUCUCCGCCGUAUACGGCGGCGUUACUUUCUCCGGCCACCUAAAUAUGUCGUCAUUUUGUAACUUUGUUCAGGAAAUUUGACCAUUGUUGAUAACGUCAAGAAUAUUAAUUCUGCUUGAUUUGGUGGGUUCAAUGGAUAUGAACAAUCUAAGAACAGAAUCUCAUGUAGCACAAAAAAACCGGCGACAUAAGUUAAGAUUCCAGCAAAACUCCGACGACCCGACCCACCAACAAGAUCCACAAUACGAAGUUCAUCGACCCAGAUACGGAUCCGUUUCGUACGACCCGAAUGUAUUCCCAUCCGAGAUGCUUCAUUCCAUUGCAAGUAACCCACACCUUUUGUUACCUCCUAGUCAUUCUUUUGCAGAUCAAGAUUCGGUUUCGGGUUCGGUUUCAGGUUCGGUUUCAGUUUCAGGUUCGGGUUCUAGUUCAGCGAACCCGAACCAGAACCUGCAAACUGGGAACUGGAAGAGUGUUGUGGACACUCAAAACCAGCAAACUAGAAGUGAUUGGAAUGUUAACACAUACUCUCAUAAUAUUUGUUCAAUGAAUAUUGAUCAAAGUUAUAAUCAAGAUUUGCAACACAUUCAGUUAAAUGAUCAUAAAAACUCCGGUGAAAUUCCGGCUUUCGGGUACCAAAAUACCCUUCAAGAAGUUGUUGCAUCCGCCACCGUUGGAUCGCAUGGUCAUCAAAGCAUUCCUUAUUGGAUGAACGGUUCGGAUCAGUUAGGGUUUGUGACACACAAAAGCAACGAUAGCACCACUCAGGGUUUAUCGUUAUCGUUAUCGUCAGUUCCUCAAGCGAAGACGGAGUAUCCAUCCUUACAUUCGGGUCCAAAACAGUUAAAACCCGAUGGGUUAACUACUUCGGACCCGAAACAGUUGAUGGAUAUGUCGUCUUUCGCUCAUAGGAACGUGGGCCCACUGGGCCCGUUUACGGGGUAUGCUACUAUUCUUAAGAAUUCUAAGUAUUUGAAGCCAGCACAAGAGUUGUUGAAUGAUAGUUGUAAAGUUGGGGGUCAAGAGUUGGGUCAAACAUGUGAUGAUACUCGCAAGAUUCUUGAGGAAGAGAUGAGUAGGGUUUCAGGUGAGUCGGGUGCAUCGUGUUCGACGGUUUAUGGCUCGAAUGAACAUGUUGGUCGGUCUGGCUCGGUUUCGGAAACAUAUCGACCGGAAUUUCAUCAGAAGAAAGCCAAGUUGUUAUAUAUGCAAGAAGAGGUAUGUAGAAGGUACAAACAAUAUCAUCAACAAAUGCAAAUGGUGAUCUCGUCGUUUGAGACAGUCGCGGGACUUACUUCAGCGACACCAUUUGUGUCGUUGGCUUUGAAAUCGGUUUCGCGACACUUUCACUUUGUGAAGAAUGCGAUUUCGGAGCAACUCACACAAAUGAAGAAGACUUUUGAAGAUUUGUGUUCUCCAAGUAGAACUUUUGAUGGUAAUAAUAAUAAUGCGAAUGAUUCGUUAUCACAACUGAAGUCUAUGGAUCAUAACAUUCAAAGACACGGGAAAUCUAGUGGUGGAAUGGGAUCUUUUGUGAACCAACAACCAAUAUGGCGGCCUCAACGUGGUCUUCCUGAGCGUGCGGUCUCGGUUCUAAAAGCUUGGCUAUUUGACCAUUUUCUUCACCCGUAUCCUUCGGAUGCAGACAAGCAUAUGUUGGCGACUCAAACGGGCUUAACCAGAAACCAGGUUUCAAACUGGUUCAUAAAUGCGAGAGUACGCAUAUGGAAGCCUAUGGUUGAAGAAAUCCAUACCCUUGAAACAAAAGGGUUAGCAAACUCGAACCCAAACAACCCUCCAACCGACGGUCAAGACACGAGCCGCAUGGACAUGGGCUCAUUAACAAACAAGCAACAACCCGAGUGUUUAAGGACUUCCGGAGCCUUGACCAUGAUCAACAAUCAAAACGAACCAAACGAACAACUAUGGGACCACGAAAAACGGUCAAGGCCCGAGUACCAAAUCCCCCAACCCACCAUUACAAACAUAAUGCCCUACCCACGAACCACAUUCGAGGCAGGCGGGGUGGGGCCCGUUUCACUUACGUUAGGACUCAGGCAGAACGCGGAACAUGUGCAACAAUUGCAGCAACAUGAACAUCAACUUCGACAGCGAUUUGGAGGUCAGUUGGUUCAUGAUUUUGUGGGAUAGUUUUGUAAUGAUAAAAUGCUAUUGUAGCCUCAAGAAAAAGAUACAUAACAUGAAAAAAAAUUGUAUUUUUUUCAGGAAUCUAAUCAGAAUUACGGUAGUGGUAGAUUGCAUAUUGGUUAUUUCAAGGGUUUAUGUUGGUUUUGUAAACCCUAAUCCAUGAUUUUGUAAGUUUCUAAAUCUAGGAAUCACUUUCCUUUUGUAGUAAAUUAUGUACGAGGUUGCAACUUACAUUUUACAUUUCUAUACAA